AGAAGAAGGAUUCAAGAAUUAGAAGAGGAGUUAGAAGAGUGUAGAUCGAAUGCGGUAUUAAGAGUGCAGGAUAGGUGGAUGUUGGAAGAACGAUGUACGAGAUUAUUGAAUGAGAGAAAUAGGUUGAGGGCCAGGUUGGAGAAUUGUGAAGAAGAGUUGAGGAGAUUACGAGGUGAAAGAAGGAGGGAGGAUGAUGAUAAUGGUAAUAGAGAUAGGUUGUCAG
This is a messenger RNA of Racocetra fulgida, 223 nucleotides long. NCBI's taxonomy places the organism in Eukaryota, Fungi, Glomeromycota, Glomeromycetes, Diversisporales, Gigasporaceae. The record is from the annotation of a GenBank genome assembly.